AUGGAGAGAAAAUACCCAGUAAUUGCAGGAAAAGAAAAGGGGCCAGGACCUGGUCGCUAUGGGCUUCCUCCAACCAUUGGAUUUGUUGACCAUGACUUCACCAAGCCAACAAGUCCUGCCUAUUCUUUCCAUGGCAAGAUGAGUGACAACAUGUAUUGUGUUGACUCAAGUCCGGGGCCUCAGUAUCAUAUUGAUGCAAAAAUCACUCGUUUUGGGAGGGAUGGCACACCUGCAUACUCAAUGCUGGGCAGAAUUAAAGCACAGAGAGAGCUCUUCCAGACACCUGGACCAGGUGCGUACAGCCCGGAGAAAGCCCCACCAUGCAACCUCCAGCGCAGACCCCCAUCCUAUACAAUGAGCUCUCGUACACACUACCGGAGCAUCGACUCAGUACCUGCUCCUAAUAAGUACUGUCUCCCUCCGCUCAUGGGCUCUCAAGUCCCAAAUAAGCCAGCCAGCGCCAGCUACACUAUGUCAGGUAGUUACAGCACAGGGGGACCAUCUGUGGAUUUAGCCAAGACACCAGGGCCCUGCAGAUACAACAGUACAGACCCAAGUGUUUAUCUACCCAGACAGCCAGCAUUUUCCAUGCUGGGACGUCACAGCUUUCCCAGAGAUGCUACCAAGAAACCUGGCCCUGGAACUUAUAAUCCAGAGAAAGUGACAGUACACAAAGCUCGAGCACCAGCCUACUCCCUGGGCAUCAGGCACUCAGAAUUUGUUACUCCACUAGUUGUCAAUGUUUCUGACUGAAAUCAUACACUCCCCAAUAAUUACAGAAACAUUAUUCUGUAAUCUCGUAGGAAAAAAAAAAAUAUUCAUGAGAAAACAUA
Molecule: messenger RNA, 833 nt
Organism: Micropterus dolomieu (smallmouth bass)
Lineage: Eukaryota; Metazoa; Chordata; Actinopteri; Centrarchiformes; Centrarchidae
Gene: cimap1d
Product: outer dense fiber of sperm tails 3-like 2b
Exons: 4
Coding region: 1-753 (250 amino acids)
Cellular component (GO): cytoskeleton
Source: RefSeq, a predicted model, not a curated record